UUUGCAGCCUCAGAGCUUUAGGAAGCUGUUGCUACCCAUUGCUGGUUGCCAGGCAGCUACUGUUGCUGUGACGAUUGCGGUGACUGUUGCUUGUUGAAGAGCUUAGCAUCCUUCCUCCUUGACUACAUCUUACUUGCAGAGGCUUUCUUAUGUAGACCUACACAGAUGCAGUCAUAAUCUUUGAACUGAUGUGGAGAAAUUAAUGUUCUUUCCAGUCUAUUGUGAUUAAGACUUUUGCAUGCUGGUGUGUUUGCUUUAAUGUGAUAGCUUAACUGCUACUGUAGUAAGCUCAGAAAGGUGAACAUGACAACAACUAACGAGCACAAUGCUUCAGGAAUUAAGACAGCUCAACAACAGCAACAGCAAUCUGAGCAGGAGCUUGUUGGAAGUAACCCUCCUCAACGAAACUGGAAAGGGAUAGCGAUUGCAUUGCUGGUUAUUCUGGUCAUAUGCUCCCUGAUUGUGACAUCAGUUAUACUGCUUUCACCAGUGGAAGAUAACAGCCUGUCGAUGAAAGGGAAGGUUACACUGGCACAUAUUACGGACAAUUUCCAGAUCCAUGACCCAGAAGCAAAGUGGAUAAAUGGGCAUGAAGUCAUCUAUAGAACACAAGAUGGCAACGUGGUGAAACUCAAUGUUGAAACAAAAGAAAAUAUUACCCUAAUAGAAAAGAGAAGAUUUGAAGUACUAAAAGUUACAAAAUAUGAAGUCUCACCUGAUAUGAAGUAUGUUCUUCUAGCAUACAAUGUGGAACCGGUGUAUAAACAUUCAUAUACAGCAUACUACCUUUUGACCAAUUUACAAACAUGGGAGCAUCACAACUUGAAUCCCCCUGAGGUUACAAACUCACAGCUUCAGUAUGCUGGUUGGGGACCUUACGGCCAACAACUGAUAUUCAUAUUUGAGAACAACAUCUACUAUCAAAUACGUGUGACAAGUCAUGCCAUCCGUCUUGUUUCUACUGGGAAAGAAGGUGUCAUUUUUAAUGGUCUCAGUGACUGGUUGUAUGAAGAGGAGGUGCUGAAAUCCCGAAUUGCACACUGGUGGUCACCUGAUGGAUCCAGACUGGCAUACCUUACGAUUAAUGAUUCCAAGGUUCCUACCAUGGAGCUGCCUGUUUAUACAGGCUCACCUUACCCGACUAGCAAAACGUACCACUAUCCAAAGGCUGGUUAUGACAAUCCCUCUGUGUCUCUGCAUGUAGUAAAUGUGAAUGGUCCCCCACAUACAGUGGAAAUGGCACGCCCGGAUGAUCCAAGAAUGAGGGAGUACUAUAUAACUAUGGUGAAGUGGGCUUCAGGCACAAAGCUGGCGGUGAACUGGUUAAACCGAGCACAGAACAUUUCAAUUCUGACUCUUUGUGAGGCCACUACUGGAGUCUGUACAAAGAAACAUGAAGAUGAAAGUGAUGCCUGGUUGCAGUGGCAGACUGAGGAACCAAUAUUUUCUAAAGAUGGAAGAAAAUUUUUCUUUAUACGAGCAAUCCCCCAGGGAGGGAGGGGAAAGUUCUUCCAUAUUGCCAUGUCUUCUUCACAGCCUAACAGUACCAAUGAUAACCUACAGUCGAUCACCUCAGGAGACUGGGAUGUGACCAAGAUAUUAAAUUAUGAUGAUAAAAGGCAGAAAAUAUACUUCCUCAGUACAGAAGAUGCACCAAGACGGCGGCAUUUGUACAGUGCAGAGACAAGUGAGAACUUUAACAGACAGUGUCUAUCCUGUGAUUUGGUCGCUAACUGCAAUUAUGUCAGUGCGUCAUUCAGCCUUAAUAUGGAUUUUUUCUUAUUGUCCUGCAAAGGCCCAGGUGUACCUAGAGUGAGCAUACACAGCACAUCAGAUCAGAAUAUGAUCCUUGAACUAGAGACAAAUGCUGAUGUUCAACGAGCAAUUGCUUCUUUGCAGAUGCCAAUUGUGGAAUACAGAGAAAUCACAAUAGAAGAUUACAAACUACCCAUACAAAUCAUGAAGCCAGCAGCCUUUUCAACAUCAUCCAGCUACCCUCUGCUGCUUGUCGUUGACGGGGCACCUGGUAGUCAAAGUGUGACAGAGGAAUUUAAAGUUGAUUGGACCACCGUACUUGUGAGCCAGUUUGACACUGUUGUGAUGAAAUUUGAUGGUCGAGGCAGUGGCUUCCAAGGUACUAAACUUUUACAUGAAGUUAAAAGAAAACUGGGGAGUUUGGAAGACAAAGAUCAAAUAGAAGCCCUUAGGACAAUGUUAAAAGAAGACUUUGUUGACAAAAUGAGAACUGGUGUUUUUGGAAAGGAGUAUGGUGGGCAUCUGAGUACCCUUCUUCUGUCUGCAGGAGCAGAUAACCCAUUAUUUAAAUGUGGAGUAGCUCUUUCACCAAUCACAGACUUUAAGCUUUAUGCUUCUGCUUUCUCAGAAAGAUAUCUAGGACUUCCCGAAAUCAACAACAGAGUAUACGAGGUUGCAAAACUAUCGAAUAAAAUAUGGCUUCAAAAAGAUGUGAAGUUUCUGAUUAUUCAUGCAACUGCUGAUGAAAAAGUUCAUUUUCAGCAUACAGCAGAUCUUAUCAGUCAGCUCAUAAGAGGGCAUGUAAAUUAUACCUUACAGAUAUAUCCAGAUGAAGGUCACUACAUUCGUAACAAGAAUGUCAAGUAUUACCAAAACAAGUCGAUCAUAAACUUCUUUGAAGAAUGUUUCAGACUUUCGAAUAGGAUUCCUGAAGAAACAGUUGGUGAGGAUGAAGAAGAGGACUAAAUUUUCUGCGUGCCAAGCACAAAUUGGAUAUUUUGGAUAUAAGCGUAUUUAUAACUAUAUACACAUAUGCAAAUAAAUCAUUUUCCUAAACAACAAGACAUUUUACGUUAGCAUGUAGUACGAAGAUGAAAGCAGCAACUUUGUGUUUCAUUGACACUUCGUCAGUGAAUGAACAUUAACAAUGAAGGAAGACAACAAAAAUUACUGCCAGGCUGUAGAGACAUUGCAGUGAUACAACCCAUUGGAUACAGACCCUUGGAUUUCCUAGAAAGAAGCUUCCCAAUCAUGGUAUCAUGGAUGGUAUUUUUUAAGUCUGAGAGCUAAUCAUUGGCUUCUUCACUCAAAAGAAAAUGCCAUGAAUGUGAUCUCUAACUUCAUGACAUACGUACGCCUCUUUACUCAGCAUCUGAGACUGCAGUCAGUAAUCAGUAAUAAAUGAUUGAUAGCACAAGUAUUUCAACAAAAGUAUUCAUUCUGCAGUUUGGUUGCAAAUGGUUGUUAUGGCAUUAACAAAUUAAAUUGUUUGUCACACAUGA
This is a messenger RNA of Protopterus annectens (West African lungfish), 3257 nucleotides long. It is a transcript of the gene DPP6, whose product is annotated as dipeptidyl peptidase like 6. The record is from RefSeq and is a predicted model, not a curated record. Gene Ontology annotation, biological process: proteolysis. Gene Ontology annotation, molecular function: serine-type peptidase activity; dipeptidyl-peptidase activity. NCBI's taxonomy places the organism in Eukaryota, Metazoa, Chordata, Ceratodontiformes, Protopteridae. The coding region runs from base 304 to 2721 and encodes 805 amino acids. The transcript has 26 exons.